Messenger RNA from Leptopilina boulardi, 3006 nucleotides. RefSeq lists its product as uncharacterized. The record is from RefSeq and is a predicted model, not a curated record. Lineage: Eukaryota; Metazoa; Arthropoda; Insecta; Hymenoptera; Figitidae. Gene Ontology annotation, molecular function: sequence-specific DNA binding. The transcript is spliced from 12 exons. The coding region runs from base 188 to 2590 and encodes 800 amino acids.
UAGGUUAGGUGGGAGACGUAAACAAUUCCCUAAAGUAAAUUCAUUUAUUCUUUCUAUUGUUAUAUUAUGAAUAUAACAAUAAUGUGGUAAAUAUAUCAAAAUUUUAUGUUCAUUUAAAAAUUAAUAUCGUGACUUGAUUGGGAAAUUUCUUUUUUUAACGAGAAACACCACAUUUGAAUAUACAAAAAUGAAAAAGUGUUGCAUGUGUGGUAUUUCAAACAAGAAGGAAAGUAAUCGUACAUUUCACAAAUUUCCUUUAAAUGAUUCUUUUGUUCUUGAACAAUGGCUUCAAAAUUUGAAUUUAAAAAAUUUCAUACCAAAGAAAGAGGACAUUUUAUGCUCAGAUCAUUUUACUAAUGAUUGUUUCGAUGUAAGUACAUUUCGAACGAGACUGAAAAAAAAGGCUAUUCCAACAAUUCGUACAAUUUCUGGUUCGCAUUGUGUGUCCUGCAAAAGAAAGAGAACACUUCAAACGAAAUGCUCGUUUUUCCAUUUUCCAUUAGACAAUCCGGAGCUUCUUCAAAAAUGGUUAGAGAAUUUAGAAUUGAAAAAUUGGCAACCAACAGUUGAUAGUGUAGUGUGUAAGAGACAUUUUGAUAAAUUCUCUUUCAAUGAGCGAGAGGUGGGAGAACGUUUAAAAUUAUUAGAAGGAAGUGUACCGUCAAAAUUAAAUAACACUCCAAAACCAGAAAAUAAUUCAAAAGGAUAUGUUACAUGUGUUAAAACUGAAAAAUUAAUGGACAUUGUACAAGAAGAAUCGAUUGACGGGGAAAAAUCACCAAGUGGAUCGCCAGUUUUAAAAUCACGUAAACUCGUUGAUCAUGAUCAUAAAUAUGAGCUUUCACCGCGAACAUUACGACGAGGUAUGGAAAUAUAUGAAGAAAAAUUAAAAGCCAAGGAAAUUGAGAAUAAAGAGAAAAAUCGUCAAAUUAUUGAAUUAAAACAAAAAGUUGCUUCCUUGACGGAAAUAAUUAAAAAAUUAAAAUCAUAUGAAAAUAUUUCUCAAAAUCUAAAUAAUUCUGAGGAAUCUAUUAAAAAUAAUGUCAGUAAAUAUUUAUGGGAGAAUAUAUUGGAAAAUGGUAACAAUCACAACGGCCUUUCUCAAUCAUCUUUAGUAGAAAAACAAACUGUAAUUCUUCCACUAGAGGAAGAACAAGAUGUUAAUUAUUUACUUGUUUGUCAAGAAUUGAAUUUUGAUCCACUUGCAGUAGAAUCACAGAAUCAAUUACAGGUUACAGUAAAGCGACCAAGCACAUCUAAAAAUAAUGAUUGUUUUGAGACAAUAACAUUAGACGAAAAUAAUUCUGAUGUUCAAUUGAAUAUUUUAGAAGAAUCUAAAACAGAGGAUAUUAAUGAAAAUAUUUUCAGAAAUAUGAAUACCCUUGAUUUGACUGCUCUUUUAAAAAAGACUAUAACUGGACAGAAAAUUUUAAAUAAAUAUCAAGAAAAAGCUUUACCAGGCAAAAUUCGAAAAGUUCUUGUCGAUUUAAUUAUUCGAUCAUUGAUGGAAAUUCCAAUAUCAAGUGAUGGUAAUAUUAAAAUGCCAGAAUUAAAAAAUCAUCACUUUCUUAUUUUGACUAAAAAAUUUUGUGCUAUUUUCAAAAAAGAAGCUCCAGAUUCAUAUUUCAUUCCGCCAAAGACAGAAGGAAAAAAUCAAACAAUAUCACGUGGAAAAUUUGUCGAUAAAUAUAGAAAUUUGAGAACAACACAAAAAGAAUUGGGAUUUUUCGAUUCAAAAAAUUCUGAUCAUGAAGAAGAUGAAUCUGACAUUAACGAUAUCAGUUCUAGUUCUAAGGAACACGUUAAUUGGUUACUCAAUAAUGAUGGGCCUUGGUCAAGUGUUCUCAUUCAUUGGCAAUUGAGUGUGAAAAUUCGACAAUCAGAAUUUAAACGUCCUUCCGAAACUCUCAAAGUUAUUUUUGAUAAAUAUUCCAUUUUAAAACAACCCUUGGGAUACGAAUUGAUUGAAAGCGAUUUUAAAUAUGAAAUUGGUAGAGAAGGAAUUUUAGAUAUACAUUGGCCGAUUUUAUCGAAAAAAAUUUACACAUUAAUGAAAUCUGAAAUUAAAGACAAGGCAGCUAAAGAAUUACUUGAAACACUCUCAUCUGGAAAUAUUUCCGAAGGUGAAAGAGACCUGAAAUUAUUAAUGGUUUUACCAGCCCUAUGUCCACCAAUCUGUAAAAUUAGAAAAGCGAAAACAGUGUGGAAGCCAACAAUUGAAGAGGCACGAGCGUCUUUUAUUUUGCAUGUAAAGUCUCCCGAUGAUAUUGAUGAAGAAAUCAAAAAAAUGAGAGAAAAAUUGUCAAAUUUUAAUAUGUCACUUCAGCCGUUAAUAAUCGUUGUUGGAGAAAAUUUAUCUGUAGUUAAUAGAUUUUAUGUGAAUAUAGAUGACACAAGAUAUAGUUUUCAAAGUAUUUUACAAGCUCUGGAUUUAUGUUUCAAAAGUUUUCACGUUUUACACACCGAAUAUCCAAAGCCAAGUGAACCAGUUUGGUUAUUUCUUCAAAAAUCAAUAUAUUCUAUAACAACAAAAUGGGAUAAAAAAUUUUCUUGCGUUGCAUCACUUCUUAGUGCAAUAGAAAAUAUGUAAAAAAAAAAAGAGUAAUUUCUGUAUUUAUUUUUAAUUGUACCGAAAUAGCAAGACGGAAAAUUACAAUUUUAAUAUAGAUUGAGUCAUUUUAUAUAAUAGUAUACCAAAUAUACUAAAAUUGUUAUUAUUAUUUAUUAUUAUUAAAAAAAAAAGAAAUAAUUUUACAUUAUUUUGUCAUUGAAUUUUUUUCAUUAAACAAAGAAUGAUUGAUUCAUAUAUUAAAAUUUUUUGAUAUGGAAAAUAUUUUCUACUGUUUAUACUAAUGAUAUUAAAUAAGUUAAUUGUCUUUGAAAAUAUUAUUAAUUUACAGUUUUUUUCUUUUUUUAAAAAAGAGAGAGAGACAGAAUUUUAAAGCCGUUUAGGCAAAAAUUUGUGAUAUUAUACCGAUAGUUUAAAUAAAAAUACUGUAUUCACUA